Messenger RNA from Cladocopium goreaui, 713 nucleotides. The record is from the annotation of a GenBank genome assembly. NCBI's taxonomy places the organism in Eukaryota, Dinophyceae, Suessiales, Symbiodiniaceae.
GGCGUUGGGCAGAAGCCUUGGAGGGUUCCUUUGGCUUGUGCCUUCUGGAGGUGAUGCUACUGGAUGUCCCAACGACCGAACGAUUCAUCAACGAUUGCGUGUCUUUUCACUUCGACAUUGUCCAAUGCCUGUCACGACAGUACAUGACGUCUCCUGUGGCCUUUGCCAUGGGUGCAGCCAUGGCAGGGCUGAUGCCGGCCAACGUGAAGCGCAUUCACAACAUCAUUGAGACCAAGACUGCCUCCUUUGCGGAAGUAUUUCAUGCAAUUUAUGGCCACCACACCCCCGAACCAACAGUGGUACAGGGCUCGGAUGGGAAACGGCAGGCUGAAAAAUGGGAUGCCUAUGUCGCCGAAGGCGAUAAAGCGUUUUUGAAAACACCGCAUGGGACUGCACAAUUUGUGCUGACUUUUUUGGUAGCCUCAACGAUGCUGCAUUCCAGUUGCUCCUCCACCUACGAGCGUAGGUACUUGACUGCUACCAUUUUGAGGGACUUGGUCGACCAAUCACUCCAGACAGACGUGGGACGGGUUUGUGCUCUUCCAUUUGGCCGUGUGGCCUUGCCAAUUGUCAAUGGGAAGGUGCAGCAAGCAAAGAUUGCACUUCAAUCACUCACUGCAGGGCCAUCAGUUAUCGAUUGGUGGAACUCAGUACUGGCGUCUGAUCUGAGUUUGCCAAGUACCACUCCGGUACUCAACAAUCCUGUGCUUUGA